Molecule: messenger RNA, 1404 nt
Organism: Triticum turgidum subsp. durum (durum wheat)
Lineage: Eukaryota; Viridiplantae; Streptophyta; Magnoliopsida; Poales; Poaceae
Source: the annotation of a GenBank genome assembly
AUGUGCAAUUGCACCAAUGGCUAUGAAGGAAACCCUUAUCUUCCUGGUGGAUGCAAAGAUAUUAAUGAAUGCGAUCACAACCCAUGCCCUUCAGAUGGUGUUUGUCGCAAUAUCGCUGGAGAAUACCGAUGUUCUUGUCGAGUUGGAAAAAAAUAUGCCAAAGAAAGCAAUACAUGCAACCCAAAUGCAGGCUUCAUAAUAGGACUUACAAUGGGAUUAUUUGGUCUGAUGGUUAUCAUCAUGAUUUCCGUCUUCUGGGGACAAAUGACAAUUCAAAAGAGAAAAUUGAAUAAAGUUAAGCAGGAGUAUUUUCGCGAGCAUGGAGGCUUGCUUUUGUUUGAUAGGAUGAGAUCAGAGAAAGGUCUUUCUUUCAAUGUAUUUUCAGAAGCUGAACUCAGACAUGCCACUGAUAACUUUGACAUUAGUAGAAUACUUGGAAAAGGAGGCCAUGGAACAGUCUAUAAAGGGAUAAUAAAGAGCAGCAUGCCAGUUGCAGUUAAAAGAUGUGGAAUAGUUGAUGAAAGACAGAAGAAGGAAUUUGGGAAAGAUAUGCUCAUUUUAUCGCAAAUCAAUCACAAGAACAUUGUUAAACUCUUGGGUUGCUGCCUUGAGGUGGAAGUUCCUAUUCUAGUCUAUGAGUUUGUCCGAAAUGGUACAUUGUUUGAGCUUAUCCAUGGCAAGAACCAGGCAUUGCAAAUUUCCUUCAGCACUCUCUUAAGGAUCGCUCAUGAAGCAGCCGAAGGUCUCAGCUUCCUACAUUCAUACGCGUCUCCCCCAAUUAUUCAUGGUGAUGUGAAAACUUCCAACAUCUUGCUUGAUGAUAACUAUAUGGCCAAAGUGUCAGACUUUGGAGCCUCCAUAUUAGCCCCAUCUGACAAAGAGCAGUUUGUUACAAUGGUUCAAGGUACAUGUGGCUACCUUGAUCCUGAAUACAUGCAAACAUGCCAGUUAACAGACAAAAGCGACGUGUACAGUUUUGGAGUUAUCCUUUUAGAGAUCCUCACCGGCCAGUUGCCACUAAAGCUCGAGGGGACUGAGAAGCCAAGAAGCUUGUCAUUGAUUUUCCUUUCUGCUAUGAGGGAGAAUAAUCUAGAAGAUGUGUUGGUGAGCCAAGUGAAAGGUCAAGCAAGUAUGGAGUUGCUGCGAGGACUUGCAGACCUGGCUAAGAAAUGCCUAGAAAUGUGUGGUGACAACAGACCAUCCAUGAAAGAUGUCGCCGAUGAGCUAAAUAGAUUGAGAAAACUUUCACUACAUCCUUGGGUACAACUUGAGAUGGAGAUGGACAAAGAAAAUCUUCUUGGGGGAGAAUCUACUAGUGGUUAUGAAAUAGAAUUAAGUGGGUAUCCAGUGGACCAAAGUGAGAACCAUCCCAUAAACCCAGGAAGUUCCUAUUAUGCAAGAUGA